AUGAAACCCGCCAUCUUGUCGCGGCGAGCAGGAGAAGAAGAUAUGGCUGACUACAGCAGCGUGGCUCCGCCGUCCUCUAACGCCGGUGGUGGGAUGAACGAUGCUUUUAAAGACGCUCUGCAGCGAGCGCGACAGAUCGCAGCGAAGAUCGGUGGUGAUGGCGUUGCGGCACCUCCAACAAAUGAAUUUGGCUACGGAGGCCAGAAAAGGCCCCUGGAGGACGCUGGUGGGUAUUUUCCCAUGCCUAACCUGAAUAUCGACCAACCAGAGACGAAGAAAGUGGCUACGAACGACGCCUUUUCAGCAAUUGCAGGAAUGGGUGGUCCCCCAAGGUCAACGUCAGAAGAGUUCAAAGUUCCAGAUGGAAUGGUUGGAUUCAUUAUUGGAAGAGGAGGUGAGCAAAUAUCACGUCUGCAGCAGGAGUCAGGAUGUAAAAUACAGAUUGCCCCUGACAGUGGUGGGAUGCCAGAGAGGUCUGUGACAUUAACAGGGGCACCAGAAUCAAUCCUGACCGCAAAGAGGUUACUAACAGAGAUAGUUGAGAAAGGACGUCCAGCUCCAGCGUUCCACCACAACGACGGCCCGGGAAUGACUGUUCAGGAGAUUAUGGUCCCUGCCUCUAAAGCCGGACUUGUCAUUGGAAAGGGGGGAGAAACCAUCAAAAGCCUACAGGAAAGAACGGGAGUGAAGAUGGUCAUGAUCCAAGAUGGACCCCAAAACACAGGCGCAGACAAGCCACUCCGCAUUUCAGGAGAACCCUUUAAAGUUCAGCAAGCCAAAGAGAUGGUGAUGGAGCUGAUCAGAGACCAGGGCUUCAGGGAGCAGAGGGGCGAAUAUGGUUCGAGGAUCGGAGGAGGAGAUAGCUUAGACGUUCCCGUCCCCCGGUUUGCAGUAGGAAUUGUCAUUGGCAGAAACGGAGAGAUGAUCAAGAAAAUACAGAACGACACAGGCGUCAGGAUUCAGUUUAAACCAGAUGAUGGCAGCACACCCGACAGGAUAGCACAGAUCAUGGGUCCCCCUGACCAGGCUCAGCACGCGGCAGAGAUCAUAUCUGACCUGCUGAGGAGCGUCCAGGCUGGAGGACCCCCAGGACACGGCGGUGGCAGAGGACGUGGUCGUGGGCAGGGCAACUGGAACAUGGGUCCCCCCGGAGGCCUGCAGGAGUUUACCUUCACCGUCCCAACUAUGAAGACCGGCCUCAUCAUUGGAAAAGGUGGUGAGACAAUCAAGGGCAUCAGCCAGCAGUCAGGAGCCAGGAUCGAGCUGCAGAGGAAUCCUCCGCCCAACGCCGAUCCCAACAUCAAAAUGUUCACCGUCAGAGGAUCUCCUCAACAGAUCGACUACGCCAGGCAGCUGGUGGAGGAGAAAAUCGGGGGACCAGUCACUCCAAUGGGUGGCCCACAUGGCCCCCCUGGUCCACACGGAGGUCCAGGCCCACAUGGUCCCCCUGGACCACCUGGACCCCCCGGGGCUCCCAUGGGUCCGUACAAUCCUGGACCAUACAACCAGGGACCUCCAGGGCCACAUGGUCCUCCUGCGCCAUACCAGCCUCAGGGGUGGGGCAACGGCUACCCACACUGGCAACAGGGACAACCUGAUCCAAAUAAAGCAGCAGCUGAUGCCAACGCAGCGGCAUGGGCAGCCUACUAUGCUCAGUACAGCCAGCAGCCGCAGGCUCCCAUGACCCCAACAAGCGGAGCUCCCGGCACGACUCAAACCAACGGCCAAGGUGACCCACAGGCUGCAGGUCAGAGUGGACAGGCAGAUUACACCAAGGCCUGGGAGGAAUAUUACAAGAAAAUGGGUCAACAGAGUCAACAACCUCAGGACUACACGAAAGCCUGGGAGGAGUAUUACAAGAAACAAGGUCAAGCAGCCCCUCAGGCCACAGCAGCAGCAGCAGCAGCAGCAGCCUCCCAGCCCGGAGGCCAGCCGGACUACAGCGCCGCCUGGGCGGAGUACUACCGGCAGCAGGCUGCGUACUAUGGCACCGCCAACCCUCAGACGAUGGGUGCAGCACCACAAGCCCCCCAGGUACACCCCUGAUAAGAAUCUGCCCUCCACAUUCACUUAAUACUCAGUUGUUUUGUGCCGUAACCCCCCUUCCCUCCUCAGGUUUCCACAGGGCUCCAGUGGCUGCAGCAGCUGCACAAACCUAACCAAAACCGUUUCCUCCCCACACAGGUUUUUAGCUUUUUAUUUUGGGAAGCUGAGUCCACUGUUUCUGCUGUUAACAUGCAAUGUAUCUUCUAUGUAUUUCUUCUGCACAGGGCCAGUAAUGUGAAGUGGACAUAAAGUAAAUGCUACAUUGUCGAAACAAAAUCCUUUGUUAAAUGUUUGGAUGCAGACGCCUUGAUGAAGAUCUUAAAUUUCCUUGGUUUGAAAGUGUUUCACAUAGAUGGCAGAUUUCCCGGCGAACACGUCCUCUUUCUUUUCUUUCUUUUUUUUCUUUUUCUUGUAAAUGCUUUGUUUUUAGUGAGGUAAUUAUACAUAUAGUCAUUCCAGCCCUGUAUCUACAUUAAAUGUGGUUAGAACUCAUGUUUAUUGAACUGUUGACAUUACCAUGUAAAUCAUCUCAGUUUUAAAAUGCUAUUGCCUGUUGUGUUUUUGCAAUAAAACAAACUGAAACCUCC
This is a messenger RNA of Toxotes jaculatrix (banded archerfish), 2633 nucleotides long. It is a transcript of the gene fubp1, whose product is annotated as far upstream element (FUSE) binding protein 1. Gene Ontology annotation, cellular component: nucleus; cytoplasm. The transcript has 19 exons. NCBI's taxonomy places the organism in Eukaryota, Metazoa, Chordata, Actinopteri, Toxotidae. The coding region runs from base 1 to 2046 and encodes 681 amino acids. Gene Ontology annotation, molecular function: mRNA binding. Gene Ontology annotation, biological process: regulation of DNA-templated transcription. The record is from RefSeq and is a predicted model, not a curated record.